Leguminivora glycinivorella is the source of this 1904-nucleotide messenger RNA. Its product is annotated as organic cation transporter protein-like. The transcript has 12 exons. Bases 1 to 1758 code for a protein of 585 amino acids. Gene Ontology annotation, biological process: transmembrane transport. Gene Ontology annotation, molecular function: transmembrane transporter activity. The record is from RefSeq and is a predicted model, not a curated record. Gene Ontology annotation, cellular component: membrane. NCBI's taxonomy places the organism in Eukaryota, Metazoa, Arthropoda, Insecta, Lepidoptera, Tortricidae.
AUGGUUUUCUCGGUUCGAGCGCCAGAGCUCUGCCGUCAGUGCCGCGAGCGCCAUGCCGCCGCCGCCACCGCCGCUGCCGCGCGACGCGCGCGCGCUCCCGCUGCGUCCGCGCACACACGGUCAAGCAAUGCGAGCGCGGGUGCGGGCGCGGAGCCGCCAUCGCCAGGCGAGUCGGCGCUGGAGCGCGCGCUGGACUCGCUGGGCGCGUUCGGGCUGUACCAGCGCUACGCCGUGGCGCUGUGGUGCCUGCCGGGGGUGCUCGCGGCCAUGUACUCGCUCAACUACGUGUUCGUCGCCGACGUCGUGCCCUUCCGCUGCCUGGUCCCGGAGUGCGAGCGCGACGGCCCGUCGGAGCUGGCGCCCGCGCUGCUGCCGCCGGAGGCCUGCGCGCGCUACCGCCCGCUCAACCACUCCCUCGCCUCCUGCCUGCGGGGCGACUACCACGAGACGGACACCAUACCCUGCACGGCCUUCCUCUACGACAACCAGGAUACCACCUUCGCCGAGUUCGACCUGGGAUGCCGCGAGUGGAUGCGCACCCUGGUGGGCUCCGUGCGCAACUCCGCGCUGCCCGUGGCCCUCCUGCUCACCGGCUACCUGUCCGACUCGUACGGGCGGCGCACGGCGUUCUGCCUGUUCGGCGCGUGCGCGGGCGCGCUGGGGCUGGUGAAGGCCUUCUCCUACAACUACACCAUGUACGUCACUAUGGAGUGGUUCGAGGCGGCGCUGGGCUACGGGUUCAACUCCGCCGCAUACGUCAUGGUGGUGGAGCUGGCGCGUCCGUCGCUGCGCACGGCAUUCGCGGCGGCCACGGGCGUCGCGUACGGCGUCGGCGGCGUGCUGCUGGCGCUAGCGUCGCGGCGCGUGGCGUACUGGCGCCACCUGCUGCUGGCCGCGCACGCGCCCGCGCUGCUGCUGCCGCUCUACUGGCUGCUCGGCGACGAGAGCGCGCGCUGGCUGCACGCGCGCGGACACCGCCACCGGGCAGAGGCCGUUAUACGGAAGGCGGCCAGAUGGAACAAGGUGACCCUCGACGAGAGCCUGAUGAGCGAGGUGGCCACGGAGAACGUGUCAGGAGAGAAGAAGCCGGAGGGCAACCCGUGGCUGGCGCUGCUGCGCUCGCGCGUGCUGCUGGCGCGCUUCGGCGUCUGCUGCUGGUGCUGGGUCGCCACCGCCUUCGUCUACUACGGCCUCACCAUCAACUCCGUCACCCUGGCCGGGGAUAAGCACGUGAACUUCGCGCUGAACAUGGCGAUGGAGGUGGUGGCGUCGCUGUUCCUGGUGAUGGUGCUGGAGCGCUGCGGCCGCAAGUGGAGCAUCUUCGCCGCCUUCCUCGUCUGCGGCGUCGUCUGCGUCACGCCCUUCUUCGUCUCUCACGCGGGCACCGGGCUGGGGCUGUUCAUGGUGGGCAAGCUGACCAUCACGUUCGCGUUCAACGCGCUGUACGUGUUCACGGCCGAGCUGUUCCCCACCGCCACGCGCUCCUCGGCGCUCGCCGCCUGCUCGCUGGUCGGCCGCCUCGGCUCCGUGCUGGCGCCGCAGACGCCGCUGCUGCUAUCGAACAAGUACAUCCAAGCGCUGCUGUACGGCGUGUGCUCGCUGCUGGCGGCGCUGGCGCUGCUGGCGACGCCGGAGACGCGGCGCGCGCGCCUGCCCGCCGCCGUGGCCGCCGCCGAGCGCCUGCGCGCGCCGCCGCCCGCGCCCGCACCCGCGCCGCCGCCGCCGCCCGCUCAGCGCGUGCUCACCGCCGACACCUGACCACCAGCUGCCUACGCGACAUGUCUGCUACUGCUACCUCGCCAGGGAGUAACCCUAGUCUAAGGGAAUACUUCCUCAUCACUUCCAUAGCAAAAGUGGUGGUCACCCAGCUCCGUUACGUCGGUUUACCGAUCGCCGGCCGGCUU